AUGAUUCUUGAUUUACUAAAACACCAAGCAAGGCACACCCCGUUGAAAUCUAUACUAAGACAUAACAUCUCAGCAAAGCGACAACUUCACUACACUUUUCGUACUCCAUCGACGUCAUACAAGACAAAAAUUUUCUUUGGAUUAGCCACUGGUGUAUCAGCACUAUCACUUGGCUACAACUCACAAGUUUACAAUGAUGUGCAUGCUUUGGACACCUCGAUCCAUGAAUUAACGCCGAUAAGCACGGCAGACACUUAUGAAACUGGUUUAUACCAAGCAUCUCAAAAGGAAGAGCAUGACCAGUACGACUCCUCCCGGAAAAGCAAGACCCAGCAUCCAUCCAUAUUUGUGAGAGUUUUAUACAGAACGGCAUUCUUUCUACAAGACUAUCUUAUUGAUCCGGUGAUUACAUUCACUCGAUUUCUUGAAUUGUCGUGUUUGUUCUUGCCGGUUCUAUUGUCGAGUCCCAUAUGUUGGUUUGGAAGAAAGCAUCGUAAUGCAGAUGGUGUCAUGGUUAGAACUGGAGCUACGCUUUGGUACCGCUACCUUCGUUGGUCAGCGGAACAAGCUGGUGCUUCGUUCAUCAAAUUAGGCCAAUGGGCAGCCAGUAGAACCGAUAUCUUCCCACAAGAAAUGUGUGAUGAAUUAGCUACAUUGCACAGUCACGCAAAAGCGCAUAGUUUUGCUCAAACGAAAAAGAUUCUCGAAAAGAGUUUUGGUGGUUUGCCAUUUGAUAAGAUUUUUGAUGAGUUUGAUGAAAAGCCAGUUGGUGUUGGUGCCAUUGCUCAAGUUUACAUAGCAAAGCUUUCCCAAGCAGCUUUAAGCCAAGCGUCAAGACAAGAAGAGGAAAUUCAAAAGAGAUUGCAGAAUCAAAACAAGGAGCACGAGACACAAUUUUUUGAGAACUUGAUUGUUACUGAGAACUUAGACUCAAAUGAACGUGUUGCAAUCAAGGUUUUACAUCCCAAGGUGGAGAUCAAUAUAAAUCGAGAUUUGAAGAUUAUGAAGUUUUUCGCUGAUUUCAUCAACAUUAUCCCCACCAUGGAGUGGUUAUCUUUACCUGACGAAGUUGAACAGUUCUCCAUAUUGAUGCGACUUCAAUUGGAUUUGCGUAUCGAGGCAUUGAAUUUGGCCAAGUUUAGAGAAAAUUUCAAAAGCAGGUUGGAUAUACAUUUCCCCAAGCCUUAUUUAAGUUUCACCACUAGAGAUGUGUUGGUGGAAGAGUACAUCUACGCCAUCCCAUUGAGCAAGAUGUUAUCAUUAACGGAAAACUUUGGCAAAAACUUGUCCAAGGAAAUCAGUGAUAAAGGAUUAGAUGCAUUUUUGAAAAUGUUGAUUUUGGAUAACUUUGUUCAUGCUGAUUUGCAUCCGGGAAACAUGAUGGUCAAAUUUUACAAGAAUGAGCACUUCAAACAUGAAAAGGAGUACAAGAUUGUCAAGACUUCAAAUGAACAAGAAACAAACAAGAUAACUGAGGAGUUGUUGAAAUUGGGCAACAACCAGACGGCAUGGUGCGAAAAACUUGCCCAACUUUACGAACAAGGCUAUCAUGCUGAAAUCUGUUUUUUGGAUGUUGGAUUGGUGACAGAAUUGAACCAUACUGAUAGAGUCAAUUUUAUCGACUUGUUCAAGGCACUUUCUGAAUUUGACGGUUACAAAGCAGGCGAGUUGAUGAUUGAAAGAUCAAGGACACCGGAAACCGCAAUCAACAAGGAAAUAUUUGCUUUGAAAGUGGAAAAAUUGGUUGAUAGGAUGAAGCUGCGUACAUUUACUUUGGGUACAGUUAGUAUAGGUGAUUUGCUAGAUCAAGUGUUGAGUAUGGUUCGUAACCAUCAUGUGCGUAUGGAGGGUGAUUUUGUAUCAGUUGUGGUUGCAAUUUUGUUGUUGGAAGGAAUUGGAAGACAGUUGGAUCCAAAGUUGGAUCUUUUCCAAAGUUCAUUACCUGUGUUGAGAAAACUCGGGGUACUGAAAGAAGGUAGAGAAAUGUUGCGAGAUGAGAAUAGUUUGAGCAUGGUGAAGAUUUGGUUGGCUUUGGAAGUGAGGCAAUUCAUCAAUGCUUCCAUUCUGGAUAUACACAGUUUGGUCAAGGCCGACAUGUUGAGUCCAAACAUGUAA
Messenger RNA from Lodderomyces theae, 2115 nucleotides. RefSeq lists its product as uncharacterized. The transcript is spliced from 2 exons. Lineage: Eukaryota; Fungi; Ascomycota; Pichiomycetes; Serinales; Debaryomycetaceae. Bases 1 to 2115 code for a protein of 704 amino acids. The record is from RefSeq and is a predicted model, not a curated record. Gene Ontology annotation, cellular component: mitochondrion.